Messenger RNA from Prunus mume (Japanese apricot), 1851 nucleotides. NCBI's taxonomy places the organism in Eukaryota, Viridiplantae, Streptophyta, Magnoliopsida, Rosales, Rosaceae. The record is from RefSeq and is a predicted model, not a curated record.
GUUCAUGUAAAGGCACGGGCUACUCAAUGUAGUCUAUAUAUGUCAUAUGACUAACAGGUAGUUACAGGAAAAACCAGUGAAGACUAAAAGAGAGAGAGAGAGAGAGAGAGAGAGAGAGAGAGAGAGAGAGAUGGUCUCUUUUGUGUUGAAACUCCUUUCUUCCCUGGCUGCCGCGGGACUGGUUGGCUUCUUACUUCACCUCUACAACAGAGUGUGGCUAAAGUCCGAGAGGCUCAGAAGAAAGCUCCGAGUGCAAGGCAUCAAAGGCCCUGCGCCUUCUUUUCUAUAUGGAAAUCUGUCUGAGAUGCAGAAAAUCCAACACCAACUCCCCAACACUCCAAACCACUCUGAGUUUGUUGUUUUUCUCCCUCUUUUUUUACUUCUUUUUAACAUUUCUCAUGGCAUGUUAUAUAUAUUUAUUCACACACACAUUUGGCAAAAGGUUUUUGGUCAAAUAUACACUUACUCAACAGGAAUGAGACAACAUUUGUACGUGAACCAGCCAGAGCUUGUAAGGGAAAUGAACCAGUGCAUGAGUUUGGAUUUAGGCAAGCCUUCUUAUGUAAGCAAGAGGCUUGCACCCAUGCUUGGCAAUGGCGUUUUGAGGUCCAAUGGCAUUGUCUGGUCACAACAGAGAAAAAUCAUUGCCCCUGAGUUCUUCACAGACAAAGUCAAGGGCAUGGUGUGGCUGAUGUUAGAGUCAGGACAGACAUUGCUUCAAAAAUGGGAGGAUUGCAUUGAAGCUCAAGGUGGCAUGACAGCAGAGAUUCAAGUGGAUGAGGAUUUCAGGGAUUUUUCUGCAGAUGUUAUAUCAAGAGCUUGUUUUGGAAGCUCUUAUAUAAAGGGCAAACAGAUUUUCUCAAAGCUUAGAGCCCUUCAAGAAGUCAUUUCCCAGCAAAAUUUCCUGUUUUCUAAUUUGGGUGGCUUGAAGAAGCAAAAUGAGAUAGGGUGCUUAGAGAGAGAGAUAGAGUCAUUGAUCUGGGAGGCAGUGAGAGAAAGACAAGGCUCAGAGACAUCUUCAGCCGAAAAGGAUCUGUUGCAGACAAUACUAGAGGGAGCCAUCAAUGACCAAAGCCUGGGCAAAGGUUCAUCCAAGCGCUUCAUAGUUGACAACUGCAAGAGCAUAUACUUUGCAGGCCAUGAAUCCACAGCUGUUGCUGCCUCUUGGUGUAUGAUGCUGCUUGCUCUACAUCCCGAGUGGCAAGCUCGAAUUAGGACAGAGUUGGCUCAAGUUUGCCCAGAUGGCCUCCCAGAUGCAAACUCACUCCCUCAGUUGAAAAUGAUGGCUAUGGUAAUUCAAGAAGUCUUGCGUUUGUACCCACCGGCUGCCUUUGUGUCAAGGGAGGCACUUGAAGAUACCCAAGUGGGAAACAUCAGUGUUCCUAAAGGGGUAUGCUUAUGGACUUUGAUCCCAACAUUGCACAGAGAUACAGAAAUUUGGGGACCUGAUGCAAAUGAAUUCAAGCCUGAGAGGUUCAUAGAUGGUGUGUCUAAAGCUUGCAAGUCUCCCCAAGCCUACAUCCCAUUUGGGUUGGGACCUCGAAUAUGUUUGGGGAAAAACUUAGCCAUGGUUGAAUUGAAAGUUGUCCUCUCCCUUGUUAUCUCCAAGUUCUCUUUCUCUCUGUCUCCCAAAUAUAAGCAUUCUCCUGCUUAUAAAAUGAUUGUAGGGCCUGGAAAUGGUGUACAUAUCCUCAUUCAAAAAUCUGUUCUUGACAGAUAGAAACAAGUCCAAAAUCAUUGAAGUAGCUAGCUAGGUGUCUAUUAUUGUUCGAGUUAUAUGUGUGUCAUGUUUGCCAAAUUUGGGAUAUUGGAAUGUAAACAAAGCUUUUUCAAAAAUUAUUUGUUUUAAUA